AUGGCACAGCGCCGCGCGCGCGUCUCCGUCCGGCAGCCGCUCCAGCAGCCGCCGCGCCGCCGCCUCGUGCGCGCGCUGCAGCGCCACCGUGCGCGCUAUGCCCGCGCCCUCCACCACCGCGCGGUACAACUGCACACGUACGUCAUCAUCACUCUAUAUAGCGCCACCGUGCGCGCUAUGCCCGCGCCCUCCACCACCGCGCGGUACAACUGCACACGUACGUCAUCAUCACUCUAUAUAGCGCCACCGUGCGCGCUAUGCCCGCGCCCUCCACCACCGCGCGGUACAACUGCACACCGCCACCGUGCGCGCUAUGCCCGCGCCCUCCACCACCGCGCGGUACAACUGCACACGUACGUCAUCAUCACUCUAUAUAGCGCCACCGUGCGCGCUAUGCCCGCGCCCUCCACCACCGCGCGGUACAACUGCACACGUACGUCAUCAUCACUCUAUAUAGCGCCACCGUGCGCGCUAUGCCCGCGCCCUCCACCACCGCGCGGUACAACUGCACACCGCCACCGUGCGCGCUAUGCCCGCGCCCUCCACCACCGCGCGGUACAACUGCACACAUACGUCAUCAUCACUCUAUAUAGCGCCACCGUGCGCGCUAUGCCCGCGCCCUCCACCACCGCGCGGUACAACUGCACACGUACGUCAUCAUCACUCUAUAUAGCGCCACCGUGCGCGCUAUGCCCGCGCCCUCCACCACCGCGCGGUACAACUGCACACCGCCACCGUGCGCGCUAUGCCCGCGCCCUCCACCACCGCGCGGUACAACUGCACACGUACGUCAUCAUCACUCUAUAUAGCGCCACCGUGCGCGCUAUGCCCGCGCCCUCCACCACCGCGCGGUACAACUGCACACGUACGUCAUCAUCACUCUAUAUAGCGCCACCGUGCGCGCUAUGCCCGCGCCCUCCACCACCGCGCGGUACAACUGCACACGUACGUCAUCAUCACUCUAUAUAG
Diatraea saccharalis (sugarcane borer) is the source of this 969-nucleotide messenger RNA. The record is from the annotation of a GenBank genome assembly. NCBI's taxonomy places the organism in Eukaryota, Metazoa, Arthropoda, Insecta, Lepidoptera, Crambidae.